AUGUCCACGCGCGCGAUCGUCAAGUCCGUGCUGUCCGGCGACACGGUGGUCGUGCGUCCCAAGGAGGUUCCCGCCAAGGGUCAGCCUGCCAAGGAGCGUGUUCUCCACGUUGCUGGUAUCACGGCCCCUCGCGUCGGCUCAUCGGUUCGCGAGGACGAGCCACAUGCGUUUGCUGCUCGCGAGUACCUCCGUACUCUGCUAGUGGGCAAGGAGGUCGGCUUCACCGUCACCCACACUAUCCCCAGCGGUGGCGAGUUUGCCAACGUUGUCUCGGCUCCCCCUGCCGCCGGACAGCCUCCCCAGGAUGUCGCUACUCUGAUUGUCGCCAACGGCUGGGCCAAGGCCCGCGACAACGCCCCGGAGCCCCUCAAGGACGCUUCGGCCAAGGCUGAGUCUGAGGGUCGCGGCGUCUGGUCGCCCGAGCCGGAGACUCAGCAACGCACCGUUUCGUUCCAGAUGCCUUCUGACCCCCACGCGUUCAUUGCCGAGCACAAGGGCCAGGAGCUUGAUGCCAUUGUCGAGCAGGUCCGCGAUGGCACCCAGCUUCGUGUCCGUCUUCUCCUCGACGACUCCAACCACCAGUUCAUCACCCUUGUCGUUGCCGGUGCCAAGAGCCCCCGUGCUUCGACCAUGCGCGACGGUGUCGCCCAGGGUGCUGAGGCUUGGGGUGAGGAGGCCAAGUUCUUCACCGAGGUUCGUCUCCUCCAGCGCCAGAUCAAGGUCCGCCUCCUCUCGGCCCCUGUCUCGCUCGGUGCAUCGCCACUCUCGGGCCCCAACCCCGACGGCUCGCUUCCUGCCCCCUCGGCCGGCGCCAGCUUCAUCAUCGGCCAGGCCAUCCACCCCAACGGUCACAUUUCCGAGUUCCUCACGGCAGCUGGUCUUGCCAAGGUCAUUGACUGGCACGCCGGUAUCCUCGCUCCUUACGGCGGCCUUGACCGCCUCCGUGCGGCUGAGAAGACUGCCAAGGCCAAGCGCAUCGCACUCUGGGAGGGCUUUGGCGAGACUGGCAAGGCCACCAACGGUGCCGGCGCUCACCCCGGUGCCAUUGCUGCGACCACCACCAAGGGCCAGACCUUUGACGCCACUGUCGUUCGCGUUUGGGGUCCCGACCAGCUGAGCAUUGUCGCCAAGGGUGACGACAAGGAGCGCCGUGUCCAGCUUGCCUCUGUCCGUGGCCCUCGUGGCUCGGACGCCAAGAACACGUACUGGGCUGCCGAGGCCAAGGAGUUCCUUCGUAAGCGUCUGGUUGGCAAGGUUGUGCACGUCCUGGUCGACUAUGUCAAGCCCAAGGACGGCGAGUACGAGGAGCGCGAGUGUGUGACCAUUACCUACGGUGGCCAGAGCCAGAACGUUGCCGAGCAGCUCAUCGAGAAGGGUCUUGCCAGCACUCUCCGCCACCGCCGUGACGACGAGGAGCGUUCGGCCGAGUUUGACAAGCUCAUUGUCGCCGAGCAGGCCGCCACUACUGAGACCCGCGGCAUCCACUCGACCAAGGAGGUUGUCCCCACCCGUAUUGUCGACGCUUCCGAGAGCGCCAGCCGCGCCGCCCAGUACCUUCCCUCGUGGAAGCGUGCCGGCAAGCACGCCGCUGUUGUCGACUUUGUCUCCAGCGGCCACCGCUUCAAGGUCGUCAUGCCCAAGGAGAACGCCAAGAUCACCUUCGUCCUCGCCGGUAUCAAGGCUCCCCGCACCGCCCGCAGUGCCAGCGAAAAGCCCGAGCCAUUUGGCCCCGAAGCUCACCGCUUCGCUUCGCGCUUCAUGCAGCGCGACGUCGAGGUCAGCUUUGACAGCACCGACAAGCAGGGUGGCUUCAUUGGUGCCAUGUUUGUUGGUGGCCAGAACGUCGCUGUCGAGCUUGUUCGCAACGGUCUUGCUACCGUUCACGAGUACUCGGCUCAGGCCCUUCCUUACGGCAACGAGCUGCUCGCUGCUGAGGAGCAGGCCAAGAAGGAGAAGAAGAAUCUCUGGGCCGAAUACACUGGCGAGACUGUCGUUGCCGAGUCCACCGACAAUGGUGCUUCCGCCCUUGCUCCCCAGUACCUGGACAUUUACGUCACCGCCGUGCGUGAGCAGGAGCCCUUCCAGUUCUCCAUCCAGAUCUUGGACGACAAGUCGGUCGCCUCGCUUGAGAAGCUCAUGAGCGACUUUUCGCUGUACCACCGCAGCCCGGCCAACGCCACCACCGGCUUUAUCCCUCGUGUCGGCGACCUUGUGUCUGCCAAGUUUAGCCAGGACAACCGCUGGUACCGUGCCAAGGUGAAGAAGGCUUCCGGUGUCAAGAGGGAGGCCCACGUCUCCCUCAUCGACUACGGAGACGAGGACACUGUCCCCUUCUCGAGCAUUCGCCCCCUUGACGCCAAGUUCAAGUCGCUCCCCGGCCAGGCUCAGGAGGCUCGUCUGUCGUUUGUCAAGCUUCCCCCCAAGGACAGCGAGUACGGCCCCGACGCCCGUCGCCGCUUCGCCCAGUUCACCGACGGCGUCAAGCUCGUCGCCAACGUUGACCAGAAGGAAGGUAACCUCCUCCACCUCCGUCUCAUUGACCCCUCGGACCCCAACGCCGCCACCGACCCCCUGGCGUGCAUCAACGCCGACCUCGUCCGCGACGGUCUUGCGACUGUUGACAAGUCGUGCCGCUACCUGGGCGCGUACCCGCAGGUCGUCAAGAAGAUUGACCAGGCCACCGAGGGCGCCAAGGCUGACCGCCUGGGCAUCUUUGAGUUUGGAGACGUGAGCGAGGACUAG
Apiotrichum porosum is the source of this 2742-nucleotide messenger RNA. RefSeq lists its product as uncharacterized. The record is from RefSeq and is a predicted model, not a curated record. Gene Ontology annotation, cellular component: cytosol; nucleus; RISC complex. Gene Ontology annotation, biological process: mRNA catabolic process; regulatory ncRNA-mediated gene silencing. Bases 1 to 2742 code for a protein of 913 amino acids. Lineage: Eukaryota; Fungi; Basidiomycota; Tremellomycetes; Trichosporonales; Trichosporonaceae. Gene Ontology annotation, molecular function: nuclease activity; RNA binding. The transcript has 9 exons.